This is a messenger RNA of Bolinopsis microptera, 3951 nucleotides long. RefSeq lists its product as uncharacterized. The record is from RefSeq and is a predicted model, not a curated record. The transcript is spliced from 4 exons. NCBI's taxonomy places the organism in Eukaryota, Metazoa, Ctenophora, Tentaculata, Lobata, Bolinopsidae. Bases 823 to 1800 code for a protein of 325 amino acids.
UUGUAGCGAGAAUAUAUAAGUUAAAAUAUUGUUUUUUUAGCAGCAAACCCUUUUGUGCUGUGUUUUGAAUUGUGUAACUAUAAGUAGAUUCGGCUGAUCGAAGAAUAGCCAAAUUAGUUUAUAGUUCUUAAAUUUUAGUCAAGAUUAUUUUUACGUGUAGUUGGAAGCUUAUAGUUAUUUUUAGAAAUGUAGACCGGGAAAUUCGCACAACACAAAGUUUAACAUUGUCCGGUGAUGUUUAAUAGCUCCACAUACACUAUUUAAUCAUUUCAAUAGAUAAUUAUUUGCAGAAAUUUUGAGGCCAUGCUUUUGUGUGAAAAUGCACUAUACAAAUUUGAUCGGUCAUGAACGUGUCAUUACUGUAAAGUAUCAUAAUAGCAAAAACGAAAAUGGAGUUAUUGAUCAUCAGCCGUAGUUAUUGCUAUUUGAUUAUUCUAAAUUAUUUGCUUAUUGAAGCUUGGAAUUUUGCGCCUUUAAGUUAGGUGUUUCGAAGUUCCAGUCUGGAAGUAGACUGCCAUGAAAGGCCUUGUUGGGGUAACUCCGCAAUUAGGUCUCUGGUGACCAUUGUGUGAAUGUUCCUCAACUCGCGUUAAGUUUGCAACCUUGUGGAAUAAGUUUCACCGAGUAAGAUUCCAAGACUUCCGGAGUUGCGCGAAUUUAAGUUAACUGCCUAUUCUUACCAAAAUCCUGCAUCUCUCUAGCAUUCUCUUCACAUAUAUUACACAUCAUGCUUACAAAUAGUAAACAAUUUUUUUGCAAUGCUCUUAUACAUUAUUUGAACACAUUAGCUUAAGUAUUUACCUCUUAUAUUCAUAAAUAGGAAUGGCCGAACGUGAUAAUGACAUCCUCGAUAUUGGACAGGGUGAAGUUCAACCUCCGAUACCUCCUAGGCAAAAUCGUGUUAAUCAAGGAGCCCCACUUCAAUUUCUCCGAGCACCACCUUUGUUAAGAAUGGAUAAUGACUUAGAGUUAUACAUCCGGCGUUUCCAGAGCUAUGUCGAUAGUAUCGGAGCUAGAGAUAACGAGAUACCUCACAUUCUCAUAAAUUGCUUAUCGGAUGAGUGUCUACUCGCGGUGGAGAGGCAUAUAAGACCAGAGAUCACCUUUGAGGAAUUGUUGAUAGUGCUCAGGAGAGAAUUAGGGAUCGGAGGAGGAAAUAGGGAAGAGUCGAAGUCUUUACUGAGGAAGACCCUGCGCCAACGUAAUGAGUCUGUGAGAGCCUUCUAUAUUAAAUUGUACAACAUUGCUAAGAAGGCCUACCCCGGAGACGAGUUAGUACUUGUGAGGGACAAUGCACUAAGAGAUAGCUUCAUAAAUAACAUACAGGAGGCCAAUAUCAGUGCCAGACUUAGAGAAACACCUGAGCUACAAAAUGAACAACUUUUAGAGAGGGCAGACCUUCUCAUCAACUGCAAAAACGCUUCCCUAUCUAGGACCCAAGCUGUCAACGCUGUGGAUACAGCCAUCACACCGGACAUUAAUGACACGACCAAUAAGUUAAACACUAUUAUAGAUUUACUAUCUGUUAAUGCAAUCAGCCAAGUCGCACCACGUGAAGUUCAGCCUGUAAACCCAAAUACCGAUACUCCCGCUUACAAUAAUGGCCUCAACCUCCCAUACAAUUACCAAGGAUCACGUGUAAGCAUCGGACUACCUAACAUAAAUUACUAUGGACAACAGUCCAACAACUUUGACAACAUGGCUUUCAGCAGCCAAGAUGCACGCUACAAUGACCACUACAAUGACCACGAGGACAAUGACUUUAAUUAUAGGUUGGGAAGAGGGAUGAGCUCCUUAUAAUCCCAGCCUGUAACAGGGGGAGGCGGAUCCGCGAGGAUCCGGGGACACGUUAAACAAGUCUAUAGUGCUGGAGAGGAAACUGAAGGCUCCCGUGUCUAACGAAGUGUGAAUUAACACACUGCCUUGGUACCCUCUAGUCGGCCGUGUUUUCGGGCUACCUGGUGUUCAGUACCUGGAGCUUGUCACCCCCAGGACUGGACAUACGUCCCCAGGCAAGUGGAACACGGUGGUACGUGGACGACAGUCCACACCUAGCUAGUAUCUUAUCUUUUUGAACCCCACAAAGGUGGAAAAUUACCCAGAAAGGGAGUAAAUAAAAAUUUGGAAGAUAAGAUCUAGUGAACAGGCAAGGCAAGAGAAAACGGUCAAAGUUCAUAGUUGUGACAGCUAAGUCCUCUAUGGGUAAGACCGUCGGUGGAACCUAGGAGUGCCAAUCCCACUUACUGGUCAUCCAUCGCUACAGACUGGGUCCCUUGCCGGUAGGUUCACAUAUGCGUAACAUCCUUUUAUCUAAAAGGUUGCGUGAUCUGCUCAAUGUACAGUCGGGCCUACAUAAGCUAAAAGCGACUUGGUCUUUAUGAUCGUCCAGUUAGUAAGCGAAUGUAGCUGUUGUGAUCAAGGGGAUUAAAAAGUGAACCUUGGGAAGCAAUGGGCAGUUCUUUAAACUGCGGAAAUGGGGUCAGCUCAGACUGCGCCUGGUUACACAUAAUGAUUAAGUAAGAAUAAAUAAGUAAGUAAGGGUGCAUAAAAAUGAAAGUUAUGAUUGAAUAGAAGCAGUUGAAAUGUAACAGGAGGUCGAAGACCAGAAGUGGUAUAUUUCUUUCUUUUUUUUUCUUUUAUUAAAAAAUUAAUUUAUUGAAGCUUGUGGCAACAAGUCUGUAUAUUUUAAUCAUGACACACCAACAUUUAUACCAGAUUCCUGGAAAUCCUUUAAUUCCUGAUAAUGGCAUUAGUGGCUCUAAAUUUCUUAGAAAUUCCGAAAUUCUCUGUGCAAAUUUGAUUAGUGUGUUGAUUCCUAGAAAUCCAGAUCCACCCGUUAUAUUAAAAUUUAUUAAACCUUAUGCACAAGGAUUUAGAGAUUUGUUUUUUUUAAAAGAUAGUUAAGUUUUUCUAAUGUAAGUUUUUUUAAAGGUAAAAGGAAAGGGCAUUAUUUUAUAAAGUUCUUAAAUUAUAGAUGGGGUUGUUAUGACGGGGACGUCCUAAAAUCGAUCGGGGACAUGUUAGGGACGUGUGUAGUACCUCAGAACUAGAAGUUAAGUUGAACCCCAGUAUGCUGCGUUUAAUUCCAGUUUAAUUCCUUGGCAUUAGGUUUCAUAAAGAUGAAUUAAGUGAUCACUUAUAUGAUUAAGAUCUGAUUCGAGAGGUUUGCAGAACACUGCAGCCAUUGGUCAGAAAGGACAUUUAGUGUUAUUAGAAUUAUUUACAAAGAAAUUAUUGUAUUAAUAGAGUUAUUGAAUUCAUCAAUUAGUGGAACAAUAUUUUAACCAGUUUUUAAAAACCUGUAUUUGUAUUAUUAAACCUGUUUGUUUGCAAUAACCUGUUUGCAAUAACCUGUUUGUUUGCAACUCUCCUGGAUAACGCGUGGACCGCCUCUUCCACUGGAGCUCCUCUUCCACAGAACACCUAGACUACAAAAGAUGAACACACAAGAUUCUCAGGGCCGUCUGCCUUUAGCCUUUUCCCGAACGCCUCUCCUAUGAUUGGUUUUCUCUACACGGCCCGGGUGUUAGUAUGCUGCGCUCUCUCCCACGUCACUAGUUUCAUAAAUAGAAGUCACCAGAACAUUGCAAUUGGUUCCCGUCACUUCCGUAAAUUCCCGCUAAGCUAGGAAGUUUGUUGCUCGAGGUAAUAUUGUGGUGAGCCUAUCCUACCUGGUUGCUUGUCCUAACCUUAGCAGCACCUACAUUAUUACCUCGACAUUCCCCUCCCACGGAUUCUGCCCUCGUUGGCAGCAUUGAAGGAACGUAGCCAUGAUAUAGCAGCUACCUGUCCAUCGUCCAGAGAGAGAGUCAGCCAGCCCGUUAUAAUACACACCAGUUCCCAUUGAUCACCCAGCUACCCAACUGAUUUAGGGUAACGGACUUUACCAUGAGAUUGAACACUUAUUUUAUGUACGAUUGGAUUGGUCUUGCAUUAUUUUACAGUCCUUAA